CCGGUUAAUCCGACUACUGGAGUGUGCAAUCAACCUAUUGCUACGGUUGCGAGUAACUGGGUUGCGAAUUCAGCCAAUGGAGUUUGUGAUCCCUGUCCGAGCAGCUGUUUAGCAUGUUCUAUCCCCAGUUCCACCAAUAAUACCGGUAGUCUCGCCUGCACAAAAUGCAUGACUGGCUUUGUCCUGGAUGGAGUAAACUGCGUCAGAACAUGUUCUCAGGGCAAGUUUGUUAAUCCGGCAGAUAACAUGACUUGUAUUCCGUGCGAUUCAUCUUGUGGAACGUGCAAAGGCUCCGCACCAAACCAAUGCCUCACGUGUAGCAACCCGUCCCAAUUCGCCCUUAACGGCACCUGCUCUGCGACGCCCUGUCCAACAGGCUUUGUGUCGGUUAACACUGCUUGCACCAAAUGCCAUCCUGAUUGUGCAGAAUGUAGCGGACCCGGCGUUAGCCAGUGUACGAAAUGUCCUGCUAAUCGUCCGAUAAUGACAAAGGACAACCAAUGCGUGGAAGUGUGCCCGGUGGGAACGUAUGCUGAUGUCAAUGCAAAAUGUCAAGCGUGCGAUGGUAGUUGUUCGUCUUGUGUUGGACCUCGUGAUGACCAAUGCUUGGGCUGCUCAGAUAAAAAUAAGGUUCUUAUUGGAGGAUCGUGUAGUGGGACAUGUCCUAGCGGAUCGACUCUCCUUCAAAGCGAACGUCUCUGCGGGACAAGUGACGGUCUAACGUCACCAAUUGCGCCAGUCCCCAUAUCGUCUAAAUCUCUCCCGUGGUGGGCUAUCUUUUUGAUUGUACUCGCUGCCCUGAUAUUUAUCGGACUCGGUACAUAUAUCGUACAUUACUAUGCUGUCAGACGGCGGCAAAAGAAAAUUGAAGAGUUUGGCGAUCAACUUGACGAGCAAGCUGUUACCGAAAAUCUGCAACAGCUACAAGCCGAACACGAAAGUACGCAUUCGAGAACCCCCAGUAAUGCAUUAUCCGAACCGCAAACAUCUUAUCAACCGUUUGCGAAUAAUUUGGUCAAACAAAAAGAAAGCGAAAAAGAGUUGGACACGGAAUCGUUCCCACCCGCAUAUGAUCCGCGCGAUGGGGAAGAAUACUGGAAAAAAUUAAAGCGAGCCAAUUCGAAGUUAUCGAGAAAAGCGUCGAUAUUGAGUAGAUUUGGUGAAUCCAGGAAAAAGGACGAUUGGGAAGGGUUUGAAGAGGUGACACUUAACGAGAAAGGUGUUGUUCGUAGUGGUAGCGGUAAUGGGAAAGGCAAAGCGCACGAAGAUAAUAAAAGGUCAGGGAGGUUUAGUAGUUGGGGGGAAAAUUGGAUAUAG
Molecule: messenger RNA, 1317 nt
Organism: Paraglomus occultum
Lineage: Eukaryota; Fungi; Glomeromycota; Glomeromycetes; Paraglomerales; Paraglomeraceae
Source: the annotation of a GenBank genome assembly